This is a messenger RNA of Oppiella nova, 615 nucleotides long. The record is from the annotation of a GenBank genome assembly. Lineage: Eukaryota; Metazoa; Arthropoda; Arachnida; Sarcoptiformes; Oppiidae.
AUGCACUACAAUAUGAGACGACUGUCUGAGCUGUUCAUCGCUUCAAAUGUUUUCAGUUACCAACCAUUUUAUACAAAUAUUAUUGAGAUAACCGAGCUGGAUGAACUGAACCGUAGGUGUCAUAUAAGUAUGGAUAGGGAUAUUCAGGAUAUGAUUAAAUUUGCCAAAAAAUUAAGCGCUUUUAGAAACUUCUGUCCCAACGAUCAGUUGGCGCUCAUUAAGUAUGGCUGUCUCGAGACUAUUAUAUUCCGAUCGACUAUUCUGUAUGACAUUAACACAGAAUACUGGACAUUGGUCCUGUACUCAGACAACCCCACCGCUGGCUUAUUCAAGCUGGAUUUGACAACUAUAGUAUUGCUUAACCCGAAUCGACCUAAUCUUAUGCACAGGGAAGUUGUAAAAGCCGAGCAACAAUUGUAUAUUUAUUUACUACAACGCUAUCUGUAUCUGAGAUACCGAUCGGAUUUGGAGACACAAACAAAACUAUCAAAACUCAUGAAUCCAUUGAAAGAUUUGCAGAUAAUAUGUGACAUCGAGAAGAGAAAUGGACACGAAUUCUAUUUAGAGAAUUUCGGACCUAUUCUUAAGGAAAUUCUUUACGAUAUCACACUUUAA